AUGCUGCUGCGCGGCGAUGCGCGGCGCACGCGUGACGACUACCUUCUGGAGAUUUCGCUGUCGCUGCCGUUCCAGACGGACACGAAUACAGGCCUGGGAAUCGUGAUCAAGUGCUUCCUGGAGGGGCUCAUCACGUACCACGGCAGCAAGGUCACGCCCGAGGAGGCGGAUAGCGAGAGCGUCAAGGAGGCCAAGGAGACGAUUGCGGAGAUGCUCGAGAGCACGUUUGAGAGCGUCAAGAACAUCAAGCACGAGCUCGGCAAAGGCUUCCGGUUCUGGAGAGCUCUCAUGAUCAGCGUCCGGCUGCUGGGAGAGGAGAAGUCCAUGUCGCCCGAGACGGUGGAGCAGUUUGAAGCGGCAGACCGAUGGCUGGCGCCGAUGAACUUUGAGUGA
This is a messenger RNA of Tilletiaria anomala UBC 951, 393 nucleotides long. RefSeq lists its product as uncharacterized. Bases 1 to 393 code for a protein of 130 amino acids. Lineage: Eukaryota; Fungi; Basidiomycota; Exobasidiomycetes; Georgefischeriales; Tilletiariaceae. The transcript is spliced from 2 exons. The record is from RefSeq and is a predicted model, not a curated record.